This is a messenger RNA of Dermatophagoides farinae (American house dust mite), 1358 nucleotides long. RefSeq names its product serine hydrolase BPHL. Lineage: Eukaryota; Metazoa; Arthropoda; Arachnida; Sarcoptiformes; Pyroglyphidae. The record is from RefSeq and is a predicted model, not a curated record. Gene Ontology annotation, molecular function: serine hydrolase activity.
UCAAUUUGUUGCUGCUGUUGUAUUUAUCAACGAGAAAAACUACAAACUAAAACUGGACAUAACUGGGCAUAUAAAACUAGUUAUCUCAUCCAAUAUAAGAAAAAUAAAAUCCUUACAAAAUAGCUAGGACUGUUGUAUUAUUAUAUUUACACGUAAUAGUAUCAUAUGAUGAUGAUGAUGAUGAUGAUGAUGUUCGAAUCGAACCAUACGAUGUAUCGACAAUGACGACGUAUCGAUGAACGUGUUUUUUUUAUUUCUCUUGAAUUAUUGAAGAAAAAAAAACAAGAAGAACAAAAAAAAGAAACUAAUCUGAAAUUGCAACUAAUUUUGUUCGUGUGUUUGUUUGUGUAUGUAUAUGUCCAUUUCUUCCGUCAUUACUUUGGCCAUUUCUGGAUUUUAUUUUUAUAAACAAAAAUCAAAUAAUAACCGACAACGAUCACCAACAAUUUCCAAAUCCAUCGUUUUUAAUCAUUUCAUUUUGUUCACUUGUGGUGUGUGUGUGUAUGUUUAUUUGAAUUUUUAAAUAACCGAAAAUCAAUUAUCAUCAUCAUCAUCAUCAUCAACAUCAUAAACAAUCAAAAUGCCAUUCACAAGUUUAACGGGUUACGAAAAAAUUUUCUAUGAUGUACAAGGCAAUGGUGAUUGUGUAUUGCUCAUGUUACCUGGAUCAAUUGGAUCCACUAGACAAGAAUAUGGCCAACAAUUUGAUUAUUUUGAUCAAGAAAAAUUUACAUUAGUAUCAUGGGAUGCACCUGGUUUUGGCCAAAGUCGUCCACCAGAACGUGAUUAUAAUGAUUGUUAUAAUCGUGAUGCAAAAUUAUUGAUCGAAUUAAUGGAUCAAUUAAAAUUGACUAAAUUCAAUGUAUUAGGAUUUAGUGAUGGAAGUCGUACGGCUAUCACUAUUGCAAGCCAAUUUCAGGAUCGUGUGAAUAAAUUGGUUCUGUUGGGUGCUACCACAUUCAACAGUCCAAAAGAAUUGAAAGUAUUCGAUCUUUGUCGUGAUGUAAGCGGUUGGACUGAUCAACGACGUGAAAUGUUUGAAAAAGUUUAUGGCCAAGAUUUGCAAAAAAUGUGGGCCGGUUGGGUGGAUAUGAAUAAAACGUUGGAUGAUUUCAUGACACCGGCAUUGGCUAAUGUUCAAUGUCCAGUAUUGUUAUUGUAUGGUGAAAAUGAUAUUAUUGCACCAAUCGAUCCACAUGCUGCACAUAUGCGUAAAAAUCUGAAUCGUUCACGUAUACAUAUUUUUCCGAAAAGUUCACAUCAAGCACAUCAAGAACGUACACGUGAAUUUAAUAAAAUUGUUGAAAAAUUCAUUAGCUCAUGAAUGACACAUUUUUUUCCAUAUAUUUAUUAAUUAA